Molecule: messenger RNA, 4797 nt
Organism: Bursaphelenchus xylophilus (pine wood nematode)
Lineage: Eukaryota; Metazoa; Nematoda; Chromadorea; Rhabditida; Aphelenchoididae
Source: the annotation of a GenBank genome assembly
AUGAUCAGACUCCAGCAUGCCCUCAAAGACGGAGCUGCAGCCUAUAUCGUUGAUAAUAGGGAAAGAACUCGUGAGGAUUACGAAUCGGUCAUCACAAUCCUUACGACGCGUUAUUUGAAUCGGUCCAAAAUUGAAGAUUUUCUUGAGUUUGAGUUGUUAGCUAUUCCUUCUCCCACCCAUAACAGCUCUCGUUCUCUUCUCGAAUUUGCAGAUAGGAUUGAUACCUUCAGAUCUCGGUUCAAGCAUAACAACAGCGAAAUCCCUCGGACUAUAGUUAAGAAAUUAUUUUUGAAACUUGAUACGAAGACUAGAGAGCAUGCUACUUUGAGAAGCUCUGUGAAAGGAUAUGAUCUUCAUAAUAUCAAUGAUUUCCUCACGUUUCUAUAUGAAUUAGCAUUGGAAAUGGAACAGUGGCAGCUUUCCUCUGAUAAUGUGUCCCAAAAGCCCCAGGUUCCUAAUCAUCCCGUUUCACGUCCAAAAGGUGAUAUUGUCAGACCUCCGCGCAUUGAAAGACCUCCUGCUUCGAAUGUUGUCCUCAGUUGUCCAUUUUGUUCAGAGACUCACAAAGCUUCGGAAUGUCCCAAGUUCAAAUCGUAUUCGGAAAGAAUUGAGUCGUUGAAGUCACAAAGACGGUGUUAUCGUUGUUUCAGUCCCGAUCAUAUGAUCACUAGGUGUCAUCGAACUUUUAUUUGUGGGAAAUGUCGUAGAAAUCAUCAAACCUUUAUGUGUUCCCCUCCGAAAGGAUCCUCCAAUUCCACUCCGUUAGGUAACAUUGAUAGUGGAGUAGAACCGUCUUCGCCAGCGUUGGUUUUUGCUAUUACAAACAAUGGCCAGUUUGAUUGUCAGGGUGAAACUCAGGACACCACAAGCCAACUCCCCGUGAAGUAUUGUUGUUUUUCAGCUAACGCUGAGAUACCUCAGAGCAAGGUUGCUCCCCACCCGGUUCAUGUUUUCAUUGAUUGCGGGUCAGAUUUGAAUUUGAUUAAAAAAUCGACCGCUCUUUUGUUGAAUCCACGUUUGAAAUUGAAUGGAAAUUUGAAUAUUGGCACAUUGAAUGGGUCUAUUGGAUCCAAGACCUCUCGCUUGACAGUAUUGUUUACUCCCGGUGCUCAGGAUUCCAGUAAUCUUCCCCCGAUUCCUUCAAAGCCCGUCGAAAUUGUUCUAAAUGUCGUUGAUGACAAAUUUUUCGAUAAAUUGAAAGGUCCAAAGUUCUCGAAGUCGGUUGACACAUUGUUGGGUGUGCAAGCGAUGACGAAAUUGAACAUGACUGUCACAGAUUCCAGAAGUCCCUCCGGCUAUACGCUUGUGAAAUCGUCCUUAGGGUACUUCGAAGCCGGUGCUCCCCUAUCAUACGAGCCCGUGCACCCCAGUCAUACUCUUCAGGCUCACGUCUUAUUCCUUCAAAAUCAGAGCCGUCCGGACCCUUUUGAAUCCAUCCAGGACUUUGAUCUAGUCCGUUAUAGUAAUUGGACAGAUAGCAUGGGUAUCACCAAGGAAGAUAGUUUAUCGAAAAGAGAAUCAGAUCUCAAAACUCUCGAAUUUGUGCUCAAGAAUACGACUCAGGAUCCUCAAACUGGUCGGUAUUCGGUUCCUUUGCCGUUCAAACAUGAGAAAACCCCUCUAGUUCUCCCGGAUUAUAAGAAAUGUAGGGCUCGGUUAUCAGGCAUCAUUAGACAGCUUCAGAAAGAUCCCAAAUUGCUUGCUCAUUAUCAUAAGAAUUUUGUGGAUCAGGAAUCUAACGGUAUCAUUGAGAAAUGUUCGGUUUUCGAGUACACGAAGGGUAAGACUAGAUAUAUUCCCCAUCUCCCUGUAGCUCGACCGGAUCAUCCUACCACCCCGGUUCGUAAUGUAUUUGAUGCUUCUUCUAAGGAUGAAAGCGACCAGUCCCUGAAUUCUAUGUUGAAUCAAGGUCUCACUCUUCUCCCGGAUUUACCAUCCACGAUUUUGUCAGUCCGAAAAAGCAAAUAUCUAGCUAUAGCGGACCUUGAAAAAGCAUUUUUGAUGCUAGAUAUUCAUCCUGAAUACCGUGACUAUGUUCGUUUCUUGUGGGUUAAAGAUCCAUCUCGUCCUCCAACUCAAGAUAACCUCCAAGCCUACAGAUUUCGAAGGGUUACAUUUGGGUUAGUUUGUUCUCCAGCUUUGUUAGGUGCUGUCCUCCAUCAUCAUAUCUUGAAAAAUUCGGACAUUCUCGGUCAAGAAAUGACGGAGUCCAUCUUGAAAACGCUGUAUGUUGAUAAUAUGUUCAUCCAAGCAGAUAAUCCUGACCUCGUAUCAGACACAUGCCAAAAAUUGAAAAAGAUUUUUUCGGACAGUGCAAUGAAUUUGCGAGAAUUUGCGUCGAAUAUUCCUGACUUCGUUGACAGUUUCCCUCCUCACGAUUUGGCCUCAGGCGUCCUUCAAAAAAUCCUGGGUAUGGGUUGGAAUACGUUAACCGAUCAGUUAUCGUUAACUCCAAAAGAACCAAAGAAACUUGAGAUAAAGUGUGAUCCUUUGCAGUUUCAAAUGAGAAAUUACGACCCCAAUGGGUUGAUUUCGCCAGCUAUUUUGCCGAUUAAGAGAAUUAAUCAGGAGCUGAGCCAAAUUCCCAAUGGGUGGAAAUCAGAAUUGUCAGAAGAAAUAAAACUUCGCCUACAAACGAUUGUAGACGGUUGGUCGGUCGAAAAAAUUUUGGUUGAUAGGUAUUUUGGGCCCCCUCCGUACUCUUUGCAUGCCUUCUCGGAUGCUUGUUCUUAUGGUAUCGGUGCGUGUAUUUAUAUUUCCUCCGUUGAUCAGUCUUUCCCCCCGGCAUUGGUAUAUGCUAAGGCUAAUGUUAAGCCCUCUAACAUAACUCAGUCAAUACCCAACCUCGAGCUUUUGUCCACAGAAACGGCUGUAUUACUCAUGUCGAACGUCUCCAAAACCUUGUAUCCCCAUGUUGAAAAACAUUUUGUUUGGUCUGACUCUGAAAUCGCACUCAAGAAAAUUGAAAAUCGAGAUAAUCGUGAACGGUUUGUGGCCAACCGUAUCAAAUCCAUCUAUUCACAUGUUCCCGAUGGUACCAUUUUUCGUCAUGUUCCUGGUGAACAAAACCCAGCUGAUGUAGCUAGUCGUGGGGUACCUCUAAAUGAGCUCAGAACUCUUGACAUUUGGUGGCAUGGUCCUAGUUUUCUAAGAGAUGAAGCUUACAAGCCGUCGAUGGCAUUUGUCCUCAAGAAUAGUGGAGCCACUGUCGACUAUGAAGCAGAUUGUUUCCACGUUUCCGAAGAAGUAUCAGAGACUCAGUCCCUGUGGCAACUGUUUUUCAGUCAAUUCCCCCAAGGUUGCAUCGAAGAUUUUUGCAAAUCACAUGAAUUUUUUGUCACUUUGAGUUCCGAAUUGAAUCAGUUGAACGGCUGGCUUGAAAAAGCAAUCCGUCUCGAGCAAGAGCGCAGUCCUCCUUCAAGUAGUCAGAUAAAAAAUUGGAGAUUGAGAAAAGAUUCGCUUAAUCUAUGGCAUAUUGACGGUCGGAUCGUGAACUCUAACUUCGGAUUCCGGAGAAAGAAUCCUUAUUUCAUAAGUCAGAAGUCGUCGUUGAUCCCCUUGGUUAUCAGAAAAUUGCAUGAAUGUCAUGGGCAUAUGAACUCUUCGUCUACAUUACAAAUUCUCCGUGAAUAUUUUUGGUUUCCGCAGUCUAGAAAGAUUAUCACCUCGUUGAUUAUCAAAGCUUGUCCUAAUUGUGCUCUCGAUAGGAAGACUUUUACUCCCCCAUGCUAUCUCCCAAAAUUACCGGAAACACGAACCCAGUUUGACUUCGUUUUCCAAGAUGUUGGAGUUGAUCUCAUAGGACCGAUUGCUACACAAGAAGGGCCAAUUCACAUCAUUCUGUGGACUUGUUUGACAUCCCGUGGAGUUUUUUUGGACACGUUGUAUCCAGCUUCGGCCAAAAGUUUCCUUAAUUGUCUUGAUAAGUUGAAAGCAAUAUAUGGCCUUCCCAGUUCUAUCCUUAGUGACCACGCAUCCUACUUUGAGUUAGCAAGGAAAGCUAUCAUGAUUGCUCAAAAUGAAGGUUUGGUGGUUGAGGAAUUUUGUCAAAACCAGAAAAUUCGGUGGAAUUUUACGGUUUCUAGAGCUCCGUGGCAAGGAGGUGCCUAUGAAAGAUUGGUUGCUCUCGUGAAACAACUUUUGACUAAAAAGUUUAUCAUAUCUCGGCUGAAAGCGAAGAGUGAAUUAAAAACGGCUCUUCCUCAUAUUGCUACCGUUAUUAAUUGUCGACCUCUUACCAUAGUCAAUUCGAAAUCCCCGAUAAUCUUAACCCCAAUGAAUAUGUUGUGUCCUCUACGCCAACCGUUGUCGCUUCCAAGAUUUGAGUUAGACGAAGUGUACACACCUAGUCCCCAUGAUUCCCCUGAAACUUUGGCUCAGACCUUCGCUAAAACUCAGAACUUUGUCGCCAAAGUGAAAGCUGUAUGGAAUGACAUGUAUCUCGAAACGUUGAUAACGCAGAAAUCCAAAAACUCCGUCGUGGCUCCUCCAGAAUUCGUUAAAGGGGAUCUUGUAGUCUUCUCGUCCGAUAAGCCACACGGCCCAAAAUACGAGAUUGCCAGGGUAGACAGAGUGAGGAGCAAAGAUCAAGUGCCAGUAGAAGUGGUGUUGGAAACCGAUGCCAAGAAGACCGUCUCCCGUCACCCCAGAUCAGUCAAGAUGUUGUUCCCGGUUAAGAAGCUCAGCCAGAAGGAGACCAAAGAUGUGGCGCGCCCCCCGGAGACACCAUCAAGUGGAAGCAACACUCCAGGCCCGGAGUGUCACGAUUCCGUGAAGAAUUCUCAGGAAUUAGCAUAA